Molecule: messenger RNA, 1641 nt
Organism: Sphenostylis stenocarpa
Lineage: Eukaryota; Viridiplantae; Streptophyta; Magnoliopsida; Fabales; Fabaceae
Source: the annotation of a GenBank genome assembly
AUGGCCGUCGUUUCGCGAGCGCCCACCACCUACACGCGCCACCACUUAACGCGACGCGACUUCGAUACAAAAACCAAACUCUCUGCUCCCAACACGUUGUCAUGCUCUUCCUGGGAUUCUGCUAAGAAGCCUCCUCCGACGCCGAGGAUUGCCACACGUGGCAGUAGAGUGAUUGUUGCUGCGAGCCCUCCCACUGAAGACGGUGUAGUUGCCGCUGACCCACUCACCAAGCAGGAUCUCGUCGAUUAUCUCGCCUCGGGUUGCAAGUCCAGGGAAAAAUGGAGGUUUUUGCGGUCCAGCGACUGCAUUGCCUCUGCCAACAACCACAUUGUCUGCAAUAUCAAGGAUCACGACAAAACUGCAACCACAACCACGAUCACAAGUACUGAACAUGAGAAGUUUGGUUUUGAGUUUGGAAGCUUGCGUCCUACGAAAUAUGAGCAAAUAGCAGAAUUGCUGAAUGGCAUUGCCGAGAGAUUUGAUUGGGAUAAAAUAAUGGAAGAUGAUAAAAUUAUUGGACUCAAACAGGGGAAGCAGAGCAUAUCAUUGGAGCCUGGUGGUCAGUUUGAACUUAGUGGAGCCCCACUUGAAACCUUGCAUCAGACUUGUGCUGAAGUUAAUUCACACCUUUAUCAGGUUAAAGCUGUUGCUGAGGAAAUGGGAAUUGGAUUUUUGGGAAUUGGUUUCCAGCCGAAGUGGGGAAUCAAAGACAUACCUGUAAUGCCAAAGGGAAGAUAUGAAAUUAUGAGGAAUUAUAUGCCUAAAGUUGGCUCUUUGGGGCUUGACAUGAUGUUCAGGACAUGCACUGUACAGGUCAAUCUGGACUUUAGUUCUGAGGUGGACAUGAUCAGGAAAUUCCGUGCUGGCCUUGCUUUGCAGCCUAUAGCAACUGCUCUCUUUGCAAAUUCACCUUUUAAAGAAGGAAAGCCCAAUGGUUUUGUCAGUAUGAGAAGCCAUAUUUGGACCGAUACUGAUAAGGACCGCACAGGCAUGCUGCCUUUUGUUUUUGAUGAUUCUUUUGGGUUUGAACAGUAUGUCGAUUAUGCUCUUGAUGUUCCUAUGUAUUUUGUCUAUCGGAAACAUAGAUAUAUCGAUUGUACUGGAAAGACCUUCAGGGACUUCUUGGCUGGAAGACUUCCUUGUAUUCCUGGUGAAUUACCAACUCUCAAUGAUUGGGAAAAUCAUUUGACAACUAUAUUUCCUGAGGUCAGGCUGAAGAGGUAUUUGGAGAUGAGAGGUGCUGAUGGAGGGCCUUGGAGAAGGUUAUGUGCAUUACCAGCACUUUGGGUAGGGUUAUUGUACGAUGAAGUUUCUCUACAAAGUGUUUUGGAUUUGACGGCUGAUUGGACCCCAGAAGAAAGACAGAUGUUAAGGAAUAAGGUUCCCGUAACUGGUCUGAAGACUCCAUUCCGAGACGGUUUGCUGAAGCAUGUUGCUGAAGAUGUUCUACAGUUGGCAAAGGAUGGCUUGGAGAGAAGAGGCUUCAAGGAAUCGGGAUUUUUGAAUGAGGUUGCCGAGGUGGUUAGAACAGGCGUCACUCCAGCUGAGAGGCUUUUGGAAUUGUAUCAUGGAAAGUGGGAGCAAUCCAUGGGAUAUCAAGUGGUAGGAAGAACUGAUAAUUCAGAUAUUUGGCUUAGCUAG